AAACAGGUACAGCUUAACAUAAUAUUUAAAAAGUCUUCUGUUUAAAUGUAUCUUUUUAAACUGUUGAACCGUUAAAUUAAUUUGGAUGUACGUUCAAUCAUGGCACCGUUGCAUCCCGGAGUGUGUUUGGUAAUGUUAAGCAUAUGAGACGCGCCAGGCGGGGUUCAUCACAAGGGAGAGUGGAGCCGGAGUUGGGAGGAAAAUAACGGUAUUAGCUGAGUGUUAGCUUCACAGCAACAGGUCAGCUAACUGCUGCUCAGCUGCUGCCCCGUCAUGGAGGACUCUUCGUCGUCCGCCGUGUUUUCUAAAUACUCCUGGAUUGAUUUCGUCUUCUCCGUUAUGGGGGUGUGUACUUUCCUCGUCGAUUGGGGUUCGGACUUGUGGGUGGCAACCGAAUUCUAUCGCAGCGGUGACUUCCUGUGGUUCGCGGUGCUGGUCAGCCUUAUGGUCUUGUCCUCUGUCGUGGUCCAGGUGUUCAGCUGGUUCUGGUUGAAGUAUGACCGUGAGUUGCCGGGCUUCAGCGCUGCCCAAGCCACAUCAGGGACCGUUAUCUUCGGCGACAGAGCAAAGCUCUCUUGCCUGUUACAUGUGCUGCAGCUGGGCUUCCUCUGCAGACACAUCUCUGCCAUACGUCAAGGCUUCAGGGUCUGGUGGCGGAAAGAGGAAGGGUCAGAGUACGCCGUUUACUUGACACAUGACCUCAGCAUGCUGCGACUCAUCGAGACGUUCUGUGAGAGCGCUCCUCAGCUGACGCUCAUGAUCUAUGUCAUGCUGUCCACCAACAAGGCCAGAAGUGUUCAGUAUGUGAGCAUUGCUGCGUCGACCACCUCCAUCGCCUGGAUGGUGGUGGAUUACCACCGCUCCUUGCGCUCCUUCCUUCCUGACAAAGCUAAGCAGGGCUGGGGCUCCUCUGUUAUUUACUUUCUUUGGAAUCUCUUGCUUAUUGCGCCACGUGUGGCGGCCCUCGCCCUGUUUGCCUCUGUGCUGCCGGGUUACAUCGCAAUCCACUUUCUCCUGCUCUGGACUGUCUUUGUGUUCUGGGUGUGGCUACAGAGGACGAACUUCAUGGACAGCACGGGUGGUGAGUGGCUCUACCGAGGCACCGUGGGCCUCAUUUGGUACUUCAGCUGGUUUAAUGUUGCAGAAGGUCGAACACGCGCCAGAAGCAUCAUCUACCAUUCCUUCGUCACCAUGGAUGCAGUCAUCCUGCUGGUCACGUGGUGGUCCUACAGAGACCCGGUGCAGACCCGAUCGUACGACAUGGCUCUGAUCAUCUGUCUUCCUCUCACCUACCUGCUGGGACUGCUCUUCAAAUCCAUUUACUACAGCUGCUUCCACCCCAAACUGUGGCGGCCCCCAGUGGUGGCUGCAGAUUUGCCUGAUGCCGAAGUGUCAUUCAGAAACUUUUCCACCCAGGAGGGCACUUUGCCUGCCCAGCUUUUCAACAAACGAAUGGCCAGCCAGGCUUCUGUGUUUUACUCCAAGCAGAAAGCUUUCAGAAGGACAGACCUCACAAACAGAACAGAAUCCAAUCUUUGAUGCAGAAAUGGUCGGACCUGGUUUUGUAGAUUGAUUUGACUUGACUGUUGUUUACAUGCUGUACAAUUAAUUAAUUUUACCAUGGCCACAGGUCAUAGGACAAUGGAGUUGCUUAAGAUAACAAUCAGUUAACGCAAAUCUUGGAGAGCUCCCGAAACAUAAACCUAUCCUCCUUUGACUACCUCCAGUUCAAAGCCUUGGAUUCAGUCUCUCAUUGUUUCACUGCUGCUGGUGCUUGUUACUGUCAUUGUGUUGACAGACAACAGGCAGUUACACAUUAAUAACACAUGAAGAAUGAGCAUGUCCACCUACCUCUUAAAUUUCAAACACAAUAGCACAGUUGAACAGUUUUUUUAUAUAUAUACUGUAUAUAAAUUUCUAUUUUCAGUGUGUCUAAUGGAAAUGUUGUGUGUCCAGAUUUAGUCAGACUAACUCUAAACACGACAGCGUCACACAGUGUGACCGUGGACUGAUGUCCUACAUCAGGCCUACACUACAUGAGCUCAGGAAUCUGAUUUAAUAUAACAGACAAAAACAUCUUAGAUUUUGCCUUACUCAACUUUACAGCACACAAGUGAAGUCAAAGGAAAACACUCAGUGAGACAGAGGGGUUCAUCAAUUUGCUGGCACAUGAAAGAUGACACAUAUAUACGAUUGUGACAUUCCUGUUGUCUCAAGCUGUAAUUUUCAAAAUUUCAAUCAGAUGAGCUGUGAGUUUAAGAUCAUCUCUGUUUUCACAAUUUCCUAUCUCGUCAUACUAAACGUUCAGAGCAGCAGUUUGACAUAGUUUAAAUGAGUGUUGAAAUGCGGAUGUACCAUCAUUUGUAUGUUGCCUAAGAACUCGUUUUUUACUACAUUGACUCAGCUCAUGUUUGUCUUUCUUUUUUUAAUCACCUGUCCCUGAAGGCAGUUUGUCUGAUGUUGAACUUGGAUUCGAUUUCAGAUCUUCAGAAAACAGCAACACGUCUCUUUUUUUUCUCCCUCAUUUGUUACAUCCACACUACUGUACGUCACUCCUAGAAAAAUCAACACAGUGUUCUCAGAACCCACAGAAAUGUGGUUGACUUGCUGCUUCAGGUGAUGAUCCUGGUUAUUACUCAUUCAUUCAUUUGACUUCUGGUCUCAUUAAAGCUUUAACUGUUCCAAUCA
Cynoglossus semilaevis (tongue sole) is the source of this 2688-nucleotide messenger RNA. RefSeq names its product XK related 8, tandem duplicate 3 (gene xkr8.3). The coding region runs from base 274 to 1539 and encodes 421 amino acids. The record is from RefSeq and is a predicted model, not a curated record. The transcript has 5 exons. Lineage: Eukaryota; Metazoa; Chordata; Actinopteri; Pleuronectiformes; Cynoglossidae. Gene Ontology annotation, cellular component: plasma membrane. Gene Ontology annotation, biological process: engulfment of apoptotic cell; phosphatidylserine exposure on apoptotic cell surface; apoptotic process involved in development.